AUGGCGGUGGCAAAUUCAAGCCCUAUCAAUCCCAUGGUAUUCUUUGAUGACAGCAUUGGCAGCCAGGAAGUUGGCCGCAUGAAGACUGAGCUCUUUGCAGGCGUUGUGCCUAAGACUGCUGAGAAUUUUAGGCAGUUCUACAAAGAAGAAUUCAGAAAAGAUGGGGUUCCAAUAGGAUACAAAGGGAGCGCCUUCCACAGGGUCAUAAAAGAUUUCAUGAUUCAGGGUGGAGAUUUUGUUAAUGGAGAUGGUACUGCAGUCACCAGUAUCUACUGGGGGCUGUUUGCAGAUGAAAAUUUUAAGCUUAGACACUCAGCUCCAGGCCUGCUUUCCAUGGCAAACAGUGGUCCCAGUACAAAUGGCUGCCAGUUUUUCAUCACCUGCUCUAAGUGUGAUUGGCUAGAUGGGAAGCUCAUGGUGUUUGGAAAAAUCACUGAUGCACUUUUGGUGAUGAGAAAGAUUGAGAAUGUUCCCACAGGCCCCAACAAUAUGACCAAGCUGCCUGUGGUGAUCUCACAGUGUGGGGAGAUUUAG
Messenger RNA from Dama dama (fallow deer), 534 nucleotides. RefSeq names its product peptidyl-prolyl cis-trans isomerase H-like. Gene Ontology annotation, biological process: protein peptidyl-prolyl isomerization; protein folding. The record is from RefSeq and is a predicted model, not a curated record. The transcript has a single exon. Gene Ontology annotation, cellular component: intracellular membrane-bounded organelle. Gene Ontology annotation, molecular function: peptidyl-prolyl cis-trans isomerase activity. Lineage: Eukaryota; Metazoa; Chordata; Mammalia; Artiodactyla; Cervidae. Bases 1 to 534 code for a protein of 177 amino acids.